Messenger RNA from Porites lobata, 4617 nucleotides. The record is from the annotation of a GenBank genome assembly. NCBI's taxonomy places the organism in Eukaryota, Metazoa, Cnidaria, Anthozoa, Scleractinia, Poritidae.
CAGGGCAUUAUACUUGUAUACGAUAUAACCCAGGAGAAGACAUUUGAAAACAUUUCAAACUGGCUACGGAACAUAGAAGAGGUACAGUUAAGGCUCUCAUAACCUUGGCAAUCCAUAAGACUUUUCGUUCUCGUUUCAUUUUUUUGUUUCAUUCCAUUGUAAGAAGUACAAGAAAUAUCACAAAUUUCAUUUUCCUAUUCCCAACAUACGACAGAAAUAAUAUAACUAAACUCUAAGAAUUUGAUGGAAAAAAGAAAAGAAAUUAUUUGGGGUUCCCUUAAAGAGUAUCAAAUUAAAGACACUUCCGCGGAGCAAUUUGCAAACAAUGAUCUCAGUCGAAUCUACAGGAAAAAAUACUCGUUUUUUCGCCUAAAUGGGGGAAAGUUAUCAAUAAUGCGCUCGUUUUUCUAAGCAUUUCAUCUUUUCGUACCACCUGAAUUUUGUCAAUCGACUAACAAUCCCAUGAUCAUCUUUAGUAAUUGUAAACCGGCGUUUAAAAAUGUGGGUCGGAAGACUCAUGUACUAUUUGCAUAAGGCUACAUAAAUGAGUUAAGUUAAAUCAAUAAUAAGGGCUACAAUAGGUAGAUUUUAUAACAUAGCACUUAACAAUAUUGCACAAACAUCUCAAGCUUGAUAUAGCUCACCGUCAAUGUUUGAUAGCUUGCCAUCACUGAUGAAAUCUAGGUCUUCUUCCAGUUUCAAAACACUUCUUUUACAACAGAUUUCAAUUCUUUCUUCUUUUGACGGUCUUGUCAUAUAAAUUAGAUCGUCUCAACCGAAACACGCACACUGCCAAAUAGGUCUCCAGUGUUCUUCUUGAUAACUCUCAGCUCCAGAAGUACAAAAUAUAAGACUUAAUUGGCCAAAACUGGUCUCUGUGAGAGCCAUCGUCUUUCAGGGUUGCUUCGGUCCUGUGGGCGUUCUUGACGUUUGGUUGCAUUUGAAGAUCUUUCUAUAAUAGAGUGUAACCCGGAGCUUUGCUUGCAGUACAAUUUUCGCUUGUAGAAGCUGGGACAUUAUAGAAUCUCAGCUUGCAAUCACUAUGAAUAUCUCUCUGGUGAUAACAACCUCACUAGUUUUCUUAUCUUUACUUCCAAACUGUAUAUUUCAAAAUCAUGUGAGAAAUGUCUUUAUCCACCCUCGAGUAUGGUCAAUUAUCAGAGGGUCUCAAUGGGGUGGUGGCUUUUACGGCUAUCGGCUAAAAUGUUGGCUCUUUUACGGCUAUCGGUUAAUUUUUUGCAGUUACGGUUAACAAAAAAGUUAAAAAUUAAUUUCUUUUGUUUCAAAAAGUUAAAUAUUAAUUAACCUGUAUUUUUUGUAUCUUUAAAGCAAAAUAAAGGCCUUCGGAUCAUCUCCGGAUAAAAUAAGCUAUUCUAUUGAAAAAUGUUCACAUUUGAUAGAUCAAUAUACUUUUAUAAAGUAUUCCACUUCUAAUAUUAUUUUACACAUAGAAAUGCCAAUAGGAAGCAGACACGCGAACGCCUAACUCAAGGCCGGGGCGCGACAUUCCACACUAGAGACGGGUUAUUCGUGUGAGACGGGUAAUCCGUUUGAUGAUUCGCGUCAGAUAGGUAAUACGUCUCAAUUUGAAAAUGGAAUAGUUUUAAUUUUGAAAUGAACAAUCCCCUUGACUUUUAUCCGUCAAUUUUGAAGGACGGAAGAUGGAUUAUCCGUUACAGAUAGCCUGUGUACAGCGGCAACCUCCCCGCAGAAAAAAUCGGAGAAGGGGUGUCUAACGCUGUGGAGGAGGGGGCGACUGUACACAGGCUACUCUGGAUAAUCCCUUUCUAGCUGUCGUGUGAAAACGGCCAAUAACAAAAUUCUCGUGUCCAGAGUUUUUAAUGAUAGCGAAGGACUGUAAAAAAAGAACGCCUGUCGUUGCCUUGUCCGUAGACCUCAUUAUUCCGCGCGGCUAAUGCGUUUCGGGUCACGUGGUCCGAGCGAGUUCGCCACCGAAAUGCCUUGACCGAGAUUGAGUGGGAAGACGCCGUACAUGCAGGGACUAGGCAUGGCAAUGUCUACCGUAGCGUCAGAGAAAAACAGGAAAAUGUUGUUUAUCGGCAACGUGUUUUACAAACAGCUCUGGUGUUGUUUCACUAGUGUUUCGAGGGCACGACCCUCUGAAAAUCGCAAAUAUUAAUUCCCAGCAAGAAGCCCUCUUUCGCUAUAGGAAAAAUUAGUUCCCCGAGAUAGCGGCGGAAAUGGAGCCUAGGUCUUGGUCAACACCUAAAAGGCUUUUCGCCUAACGUGCGUAUGGAGUCAAAGUAGCCGGAAAAUAAAAAACGCAACCAUAAGCGAGUUAAGCACCUUCCUUAAAGUUAACAAAUCUAGGGAACAAUUUCUUUUACGGUUAACUCUUUUUUACUCAAUUUACGGCUAACGGUUAAAAUUUUUCAAUUUUUACGGCUAUCGACUAAAUUUAUGGUCGUUUUACGCCUAUCGGUUAACCACAUUGAGACCCUCUUAUCAGAUCCUGAUAGAUGAGAAGUAGAUCCUAGAAAGCUUUAUUUUGUAAAAAGUUAAACAUGCCCCUUCGAAAAGCAUGAAGUGACACAGAGAAAGGAAGGACAGAAUCGCCAGCUCAGCGAUAAAACCCAGUUCGAAAACAGCUGCACAUUUUAUUCCCUCGCCGAACUCAAAUACCUCCGUACGUACGACAUCACAAGGUCACCCCUUAGUACCACAGGAUACCCAAGUACCACAUAGGGAGUUGCGUUGUCCUAACGUCGAACGUAAUAAAACCUGAGUGUUGCAAAUUUUAUUUAUUCUGUCAAGCACACAAUUGUUUUUAUAGGACAGAGAAAGUCUUCAGGAUCACCCUUGAAUUCUUUUUCCCCACUCUAUUUUAGCAUGCAAAUGAAGAUGUAGAAAAGAUGAUCCUUGGUAGCAAAUGUCAUAUGGAAGAUAGAAGAAUUGUCAGCAAGGAAAACGGGGAGCAGGUGAGUUGACUGAAGUGUAAGACACUUCACAGUAGGUCCACCAAAUCAGAUGCAACAAAUCUGUGGUCCCCUAAGUGGUAAUCUUGGGCUUUCUGGAGGAAAAAAGGGUAGAGUGAAACCUGGUUACAGGUAAAUACCAUCAUCAUUAUCAUAAUCAUUGUUUGCCCUUGUUGAGAACAGGACCAGCAAUCAAGUUGUUUCAACACAUUUACUUCUUCGCUGCAUUUUAUGAAUCCCAGGCACAUUCCCCUUGUUUCUUUUUCCAGUCUUGACCCCAGUUGUUCAAAAGGUGGGUAACGCAAUCCACCGGCUAAAUCUCUAACCAGCGGAUAACGCAAUUGGUUUCCCUUUACCACUUAUCCUAGGCAUUUGUCGAUUGUGCUAGUAAAAGUGGCAUAUUAUGCUAGUGGCAGUGCUCGUUUUUUGCCCAAAUUAUGCUCAAAUUAUGCUCGCUUUUCAAAAUUAUGCUACUUUUUUAAAAAAUUAUUCUGUGCACAAACUUCACAACUCACAAGACAAGUUUGAAAAUGUAUUUUAUUAACCCUGGCCAGACGUUCUGGGCCCGGUUGUUCAAAACCUGGGUAACUUUAUCCGGUGGUUGGGCCUAUACGGCGAAUAAAUCUGCUAUCCAGCGGAUAGUUAUCCAGCGAACAAAAGUAGGUUGCACAAAGCCUGGAUAGUGUGGUGGAUAACUAUCCGCGGAUUUUGAAACGAGCACUGGGAGAAAGACUAAGGAGUCUGGGACCGAGACACAGACUUCCGGUUCCGUUUCAUCGAACUCCCGCGGUAUCUCAACACAAGUAAAAAAAAAUCGAAAAAUAGGAGUGGAAGCAACUGUUAAUAGUAAUCUAUCGUUUUUAGUAGCUGAGAUCUUCGUUUUCUUGAAUUAUUCUAAAAUUGUGCUAUUAAGACAAGAAAAUAUACGGAUUAUGCUAGCAGUGCUACUUUUGGAAAAAGGGCAAAAAUUAUGCUCAAUUCCUCAGAUUAUGCCAAAAAUUAUGCUAGCACAAUCGGCAAGAGCCUAACUUAUCCACUGGAUAGCGCUAUAUCCAACUUUUAAAGCAACUGGGGCCUGGGGCCCGUUUCUCGAAAGUCCCGAUAAUUAACGGACCCGGUAAGCUGACUCCGUUUACAUUAGAGAUCGAGGUUUCAAUAGUUUUACAUCUACCAUGACAAAACUAUCAGUUAAUGAAACAAAAUGGAGUAGUUUGCUAGCCAGGACCGGCGCUCUUAUUCUUUUUAUUUUGAUUUGAAUAUUUGACUUAGGGCCCGAAAAGUUACCGGGACUUCCGAGAAACCGUGGCCCCUGGACAUUGCCAUGUCUUUGUUAACCCUUAUGGUAUUAACCUGUGGGUGCCCAUGUCAGUUGUGAUGAUGGGAUAAUAAGCGGAUGCCAUUCGUAGAAACCUAAAUAACGUACCACAAUAAAUAGUAAUAAAAAUGUGGAGAAAAGUUUUAAUAGCUGUUUUUUUCUUUGCUUCCUUUUUUGCUUUAAUUGGCUAAAGAGCACGGUGCCCAGUUCUUUGAAGUAAGUGCCGAAGAGAAUAUCAACAUCAAGGAAGCCUUAUACAACCUAGCUGAAAAAAUGCUCGAGAAGAAACUGUCCACGGACAAUGAGGAAACUUCUCAAAACAUUCGCGUCAGUGAUACCGAAGAGAAAAAAGGGAAGUGCUAUUAA